Molecule: messenger RNA, 286 nt
Organism: Prorocentrum cordatum
Lineage: Eukaryota; Dinophyceae; Prorocentrales; Prorocentraceae
Source: the annotation of a GenBank genome assembly
GGUCAAGAUCUAUUUCGCUGACAAUUAUACCGUUACCAUGUGGCGCGUCCUGAAGACCUACAAGAGCAUCAAUUUUGCCUCUUCCUUGGCUGCUUCAUCUCGGACGGUGGACCCGGGCGGUACAUUCAAAAUAUGCUUGUGGCACGGGAUCGACAAUUUUGAGGGCGAGAUCGGGCUGCCGAGGAAGGUCGGACAGGCCCGAACGAAGAUGGAUCAGUUCAUUGUGGCCCAGGGCCAGACGGAGGACCAGGCCAAACGCAUCAUGCACAGUAACGACUACGGCGAG